Molecule: messenger RNA, 2809 nt
Organism: Spirometra erinaceieuropaei
Lineage: Eukaryota; Metazoa; Platyhelminthes; Cestoda; Diphyllobothriidea; Diphyllobothriidae
Source: the annotation of a GenBank genome assembly
AUGUUCCAGAACGUUCCGUGCCCGAACAGACUUCUGAUUUUGACAGUGGGUUUCCUCGAUUGUCUCUUAAUUGCAGGAUGGUGGAUCGCCAUCCAUCGGAAGACCCCUUCAGGCAGAAAUGCAGGCGACUGCAAGUCCGACUGGCAACACGUCGAUUACUGGCCUGAGACAAACAGUUUUGAGUUGUCACUCGUGGUGCAUGCUGCGAACGGUGGUCGCGGCAUCAGCAAAAGUGUCGACCGACGCAUUCAUGCUCGACAAAUCUCACUGCGUCAUCCACGUCAACGAACCUAUACGUUUGCGGAGAUGGCCGAGAUCGAGGAUGACAACUGGAGACGCCCGAUCCGCCGUUCGAAUUACCUGCUCUACCCACAGGCGCUGGAUAUGAAACAGGUGGUGGCAGACAUAAUGAGCUGCCGUUCCGUACCAGAGGUAGGUGUGGAAAAUAAAGAAAGGUGAAUCAUCUGCUUCCGCAUCAUCUGCAACUGCACUUUUUGACUUCAGUAUAUUCUCGUAGUUGAAUCUCACUACCAGUGAACAUGAAAUAUAUUCAGGUCAUCAUUCAAGUACAUGAUCGGACGGACUUAUGCUUGGAUGUUCAUUCAACAACCAAUGUAUAUUUCACCAAUCAAAGGCCCAAAGUAAGAAGUAGGAAUUUUCUUCAUGUAUCUAUGGCUUCACAGCAGUGAGGAUGUCUGUAGUCUGAGUGCUAACCUAAUCAGGGCAAACCCUAGCGUCGGAAGGAGCAGACAGAAGGAACCAGAAUGAGGAGUUUAAUGUAGACAAGACCCGCAGUUGUCUUCUCCGGCGGCAGUGACCACUAGCAAAGCCAGGGCUGGUGUUGACUGCGUCCAGUCACGCCUGAGAGUCGCCGAGAGAGUGGUGGCAGCCGCUUUUGUAGGCUCGUGGGCUAAGCUCAAGUGGUGGCUAGUCAGUGUGUGUUGCAUUUGCCGCGGGUUGGUGUCCCAGGGGCUUAGUUUGUGGUUGCAGAGGAGAGGUGCGUCCAAGUAGCCGCAUAGGCUAAUGCGGAUGUGUGGAGGCAGGUAUGUCCGAGCUGUCGGUCGUGUGACUUCAGGUCAGCUCGUCUGGAAGCGCUCAUAGCAAAAGGGUGAAGUACUUUGAGGCUGCGAGGUCUUGAACAAUGACGCCAGACCGGUCAUGAUGGCUGCCCGCCUCGAAUCGUCGAGAUUUUUGUGAAUCCAGUCAUACAUCCAACUCCGUGCUCCUUUCUUAGACUUGAAGGAAUGGUGCGUUUCGGCUUUUGGAGCUCUGUACUGAAGCGCAUUUCGCAUCCUGUGGAAUCUUCGGAGAGCUCGAAGAGACUGCGUGCCAUAAUAAACCGGUGAAAAUUACUCGGGGUAUUGUGGACAGACAGGCUAGAAAUGCACGGCCUAAACCCAUCAUCCUGUAGUUCUUGGAGAAUUUGUGCAUAAUGUCUCAUUGUCGUUAUAAAUGCAAUCGAAUUUAAGCUUGCCAGCCCUCCGCGCAACACACUUAAGAGUAGGCAGGAAAAUACCUGAUGAAGUGGUAAGUUGACAGUUUGGGCAUUUUCUGGAAUUCACGGCUAUUUAACGUACAUCAGGCGAUUAGUGAGCAGUUAUGUCUGCAUAAAUAGCCAUAAGUAGAAAUUAAUGCCGGCGAAAUACUGAAAGACAUACCUCUCCGUUUUGUCAAGCACUAUGGAUGUAGUAACUUGGUGCUCUGUUUGCGUUUUUUUGUGCUUCCGGUCGCAACUUCUGGUAAGGCUUCUAAAGAGGAACGUUUUCUGACUGUAAGCAGUUCGACGAAUCUCCUCCAUCUUACUUAGUCAGUGACGAGCUACUUAUACGACUGUUCAUUUUAACGCAUUUUGCACAGUGCACUGCGUCUCAUCUGCCUGAAUCGCCUCAUCUCCCUUGUAUAGACUCCCAUAUUUAAUGAAACGAUCAAAUUCCUCAACAUCAGCUCGACUGUCUGCGUGCCAGGAAUAGCCGUUAAAGAAGCUCUGGAUGCUAUCGUAGUAGUUAAGUCAGCCGUCUACAACUUUGCAGUUCGUGAUCGCAUUCGGAGGACCUAUGCCAAAGAAUUCAAGCGUGAACAUGCUUUCCGCAUGGCCAUGGUCUUCUCCGUAGGACUACCCCGAAGCAGCGGGGGUCGGUACUUCCAGCGCGACGGUUUGAACAUCUCACUGCCGGGCCGGGCGGGCGAGUCGCUGGAAAAGAUGCGGUAUGAAGGUGCGGAAGUUCUCAGAAAAUUGGCAGACGAAACCCGAGUCAACGGUGACCUCCUGCUGGGUGACUACGAGGAUACCUACUAUAACCUCAGUCUCAAGUUAUUUUACACCUUCCAAUGGGCCUCUUGUUUCUGUAGUCCACAUUUCACCUCCCAACAACGACCUCCUGUCUUCAUUCUCCUGGACGAUGACUAUGCCUUCAAUGCAACCAUUUUAAAGACUGAACUGAUGGCACUCUCGGAGACGCAAAUUCGACGAGUGACCUGGGGCAUGCUGCAGAUGUGGAGUCCAGUAUAUCGUCCUCUCGUCUCGCCAGGUUUUGAAAAAUGGAUCCUCUCUAAACGCCAAAUGCCCUGGCCCUACUUCGCACCUUACCCCUCCGGCGCCUUUCUUGUCAUCGGCGCCGACAUUCUUCAGGAAAUCGCCCUGGCCAUGUACUUCACUCUACAAUUUCCAGUUGACGAUGCCUGGUUAGGCAUGGUUAUGACAAAGUUGGAUGUCUGCGUUGAGCCGCGUCCAUCGAUGCAUAUCUCCUGGCCAAGGGAGGGUAGAAAGGAGUUGGUUUCGUUUGCACCCCUCGACUUCCUCUUCGGCUAA